Apis mellifera (honey bee) is the source of this 2791-nucleotide messenger RNA. RefSeq names its product protein SDA1 homolog (gene Mys45A). Bases 9 to 2498 code for a protein of 829 amino acids. Gene Ontology annotation, biological process: ribosomal large subunit biogenesis; ribosomal large subunit export from nucleus. Lineage: Eukaryota; Metazoa; Arthropoda; Insecta; Hymenoptera; Apidae. Gene Ontology annotation, cellular component: nucleolus. The transcript is spliced from 10 exons. The record is from RefSeq and is a predicted model, not a curated record.
AUGAAAAAAUGGUGAGACAUAAUAAUCGUUUACCAGAGAAUCUUCCACAAUUACAAAAUCUUAUUAAACGAGAUCCUGAAUCUUAUAAGGAAGAAUUUCUUCAACAGUAUCAACAUUACAAAUCCACUUUGGAAGUUUUUUGUUUAACACCAAAUAAGUUUAAUAAAAAUCUUGAUGAAUCAGUCAUUUUUUUAGCACAGGUGGCUCAUUGUUAUCCAUAUGUGUUAGAAUCAUUUCCUCAAGAAAUUAUUGAUGUACUCAAAACAUAUAAUAUGGUACUUGAUAAUGAUAUGCGACUUACAUUUUGUAAAGUUUUAAUACAACUACGUAAUAAAUCUCUCUUAGAACCAACUGCACUUUUGAGUUUAUUUUUUGAACUUUUAAGAUGCCAAGAUAAAAAUUUAAGGCAAUUUCUUGAAACACAUAUUAUUACUGAUAUUAAAAAUGUGAAUUCUAAACAAAAAAAUGCAAAAAUUAAUACAACUUUACAAAAUUUUAUGUUUUCAAUGUUAAAAGAUUCUAAUGUAAAGGCUGCAAAAAUGUCUGCAGAUAUCAUGAUAAAAUUGUAUAACAAAAAUAUUUGGAAUGAUGCGAAAACGGUAAAUGUUCUAGCAACAGGUUGUUUUGUUAAAGCAACCAAAGUUAUGGUUACUUGCUUAAAAUUCUUUUUGGGAACAGAUUCAGAAAAACAGAUAAGUGAGGAAACUGACAGUGAUAAUGAAUCAAAUAUUAAGGAAAUUAUGAUGGCUAAUAGAGUAAAUAAAAAAACAAAAAAACGAAAUAAAGAAUUAACUAGAGCAAAACGAUUGUUAAUGAAAUCUAAAAAAAAAGAGAUGAAAGCACCGAGAUUUAAUUUUUCGGCAUUACAUUUAAUUCAUGAUCCACAGGAUUUUAUAGAAAAAUUAUUUAAACAAUUGGAAAAAAAUAAUGAUAGAUUUGAAAUUAAAUUAAUAACAUUGGAUGUAAUUUCAAGACUUAUUGGUUUGCAUAAUUUAUUUCUAUUAAAUUUUUAUCCUUAUUUACAAAGAUUUUUACAACCUCAUCAAAGAGAAGUAACAAAACUUUUACAAUUUAUCGCUCAAGCAUCUCAUGAACUUAUACCUCCUGAUAUAUUAGAACCAAUUUUGAAAACGUUAGCAAACAAUUUUAUUACAGAACGUAAUUCAGCAGAUGUCAUGGCCAUUGGAUUAAAUGCUAUUAGAGAAAUAUGUAUACGAUGUCCUUUAGUUAUGAAUGCAGAUUUAUUACAAGAUUUAGCGCGAUACAAAUAUUAUAAAGAACGAAGUGUAAUGAUGGCUGCACGUUCUUUGAUUGCUGUAUUCAGAAAUUCAAUACCUGAAUUAUUACAUAAAAAAGAUAGAGGACGUCCUAUAGAAGCAACUAUUACUUUAAAUAUUCCAAAAUAUGGUCAAAUGUGUACUAAUGAUUUUAUACCAGGAGCUGAAGUUUUAUUUGACAAUGAGAUUGACAAAGUUAAAGAAAUUUCAAAAAAUAAGAUUAAAGACAAUAUUAGAGAGGAUGAUUGGAUAAAUGUAAGUUAUAUCAAUGAUGAAAACUAUAACAAUGAUGAUAGUAACGAUGAUGAUGAUGAUGAUGAUAAUGAUGAUGAUGGUGAUGAUGGUGAUGAUGGUGAUGAUGAUGAUGGUGAUGAUGGUGAUGAUGGUGAUGAUGAUGAUGAUGGUGAUGAUGAUGAUGAUAACAACAGUGAUAUCGAUAAUGAUAAUGAUAAUGAUGUUUUUUAUAAUAAUGAUGAAUGUGGCAAUGAUAAUAAUGAAAAAAAAGAAAAGGAAAAGAAGUUGGAAGAAAAAGAGGAAAAAAAGAAAAGUAAUAUGAAUAAUAAAAAUGUUAUUGAUGUUAUGAAUGAAAACAAAGAUAUGGAAAAUAAAUUAUGUACAAAUAAUGAUAUAUAUAUAACUAAUAAUUUUAAAAUUAAUUAUACAGACAUAGAAAUUGAUAAUAUUAUGAAUCGAAAUCAACAAGAACAAUGUAAACUGUUAACGAAAUUUGAAAAAAAACAAUUAAAAACAGAAAAAAGAAAAAAUGCAAAAUUGAAAAAAAAAGAUAUCACAGCAGAAAAAAGAGAGAAGGCAGCUUUGAUAUCUAAUGAGCGACUAUUAAGUGAUGAAGAUUUUAAAAAAAUAGAUACUGCAUUAGCAAAACAACAAAUAACAUAUACUAGUUUAAAAAGACUUCAUUCUAGUGAAAGAGAACAUGGGGAUUUUGUUAAAUUGAUCGAUAUAGAAAAUAUUUAUAAAAAACGAAAACACGAUAAACAAACUCGGAUUGAAUCUGUGAAGAAAGGACAAGAAGGAAGAGAAAGAUUCGGUUAUAAAGAUGGACGACAAAAUCCACUUUGUAGUAAAACAAAUCGCGAAAAAAAAAAAACCAAAGCUUUUCAAAUGUUAAAGCAUAAAGUAAAAGGAAAAGUAAAACGUUCUUUUAAGGAAAAACAAAUUGCUUUGAGAAAUCAUUUAUUGAGACAACGAAAAAUGAAAUAAUAUAUAUUCAUAAAUAUUAUGUUGUAUGUAUAUAAAAAUAUAAAUAAAUAAAUAUAUAUAUAUAAUUAUUAUAUAUUAAUAUAUUUAUGGAAUUCUUUUGUGGGGACUCUAGAGAUUAAAAUAAAUACAAAAGAAGCUAUGUAAAAAUGUAAGUUAAGAUUUAUUUAUUAAGUUAAGUAAUUUAAUGUUGUGAAAUGAGAAGAAACGAAGUAUAAUGAUAAUAUAACGCAAAUAUUGUCAUAAGAUAUUGUUAAAAUAAUUUACUGAUUAAAUAAAAUCUGACUAUAAAUAUA